Messenger RNA from Acaulospora morrowiae, 165 nucleotides. The record is from the annotation of a GenBank genome assembly. NCBI's taxonomy places the organism in Eukaryota, Fungi, Glomeromycota, Glomeromycetes, Diversisporales, Acaulosporaceae.
AUGUUGGGUGCUUUUAGGGCUACCGUGGCAGCCUGCGGUGGUUUACUAUGGAAGAGACCAAUGAAUAUGAAUAAAACUCGGAAAGCCAAUGUUCGUAAAAGAUUAAAAGCUGUUGAUAGGGUUAUCGCCGCGGUCGCUGCCUCUGGUGUCAAGUGUAAAGCUCUG